AUGGAGGAGACUUUACUGUCGCGACUAGCUAAUGUUAACGCCUCUCAAAGCUCGGAACCUGUCACCAAUACGCCGGCAAGGACACUUCCUAUACCCAAGACUAAGUCAUUGAAUCUGUGGCCAAACGGUGAUGUUAUUCUCACAUGGAAUGUCUUCAAGGAUGCUAUCGCUAGAUGUGGCCAGCAUCGACACUGGGAGACAUAUCGAAAUGAGCUGUCUCCUAGUCACGACCUGACCACACCAACACCUAGCCCAAGCCCCUCCAUCAAGGCGGAAUUUGUUCAUUCAAAUGCUACAGCAAAUGAAUCCCAUUAUGACACCAUCAUGUCAGAUGCUACCACGGCUAAUGCCCCGACUCCGGGACCGCCAGGGCUUACUACGUCUCUCAUCACGAAUUAUGUCGUCAACAUACACAGCAAGUCUCCAAUUUUGGACCUCGAAUUCUUGAGAAAGUUGGAAGAUGAAUUGCUGAAGGAUACCCAGCUUCAAUAUUGGUCAGUUCACAGUGAUCUACCUGCGGGUCUGGAGCCUCCAGAUAUGGCAAUUCUUCUACUGGUGCUUGCAUUAGGUGAAGUUUCAACGAAGACAAAUCCAGAAAAGGAACCCUUGAAACAGUCAUAUUACGUGACCCUCGCACUUCCUUGGCUUGGAGUCACUGCAUUUAGCAAUACACGUCCUAUAAAAGACUUGCAAGCUCAGUUGUUGUUAGCGAGUUACCAUAUGUGGAUCUUGAAGCCGUGGAGAGCCUGGUGCUACGUUGAAACAGCAGCUGCAAAGGCGGAGACGAUAUUAUUGAGAUAUCCGGGUAUCUUCGAGGAGAAGCUGAGCCACCGAGUGCUUUGGGCCGUUGCUAAGAUGCAAUUAGAGCUUACUGAAGAGAUUUAUCCACAUCUAGGGCUGUUGAAGCAAGGUCGACUUGGACAAUUGAUCCAGAGCACACCAAUCCCGCCGCCUCCGCCACAGCCGUUUGAGUGGCCAAGUAUCGGGUCCCAGAUUGACACUGAUACUUGGUAUUACUACCUGGCUGAGACCUCGAGUCGACGGUUGGUUGAACGUAUCAAAGCGGAAUUAUAUACAGACGGCGACGACAAUUCUGGUGAUGCCCCAAACAUAGCUGCUAGUUAUCCACUGGCCCGACUGGAAGCUUGUGAGGAUGAGCUCGCUCCCGGCAGACUUCAGAGGGACCUCACAGCUUCUGUCCGAGCACUCCCCUGCAACAGCGUUUAA
Molecule: messenger RNA, 1227 nt
Organism: Fusarium graminearum PH-1
Lineage: Eukaryota; Fungi; Ascomycota; Sordariomycetes; Hypocreales; Nectriaceae
Exons: 5
Coding region: 1-1227 (408 amino acids)
Source: RefSeq, a predicted model, not a curated record